This is a messenger RNA of Emys orbicularis (European pond turtle), 846 nucleotides long. RefSeq names its product cerebellin 2 precursor (gene CBLN2). The coding region runs from base 1 to 846 and encodes 281 amino acids. The record is from RefSeq and is a predicted model, not a curated record. Gene Ontology annotation, cellular component: synapse. NCBI's taxonomy places the organism in Eukaryota, Metazoa, Chordata, Testudines, Emydidae. Gene Ontology annotation, biological process: maintenance of synapse structure. The transcript has 4 exons. Gene Ontology annotation, molecular function: protein binding.
AUGCCAGCGCUUGGCUUUGCAGCUGUGUGCCGCCCGCCCUGUGAGGACGCCUCCUUGCCCUGCCCGGAGGAGGACGACUCGGAUCUAGUCCCAAGCCAGCUGCCCCGGAGAGAGAGCGGGGGAGGAAAUAGGCGCAGCCUCCCCUCCCUACCCUCUUGCGCCCUGAUGCCGGCGCCUAGCGGGAGCAGCUGCUGGCCCCUGCCGAAGAUGCCGGGGCUAGGGCGGCGGGGGGCGCUGCCGGAGCCCGCGGGCUGCUGCUACUGCCUGGCGGCGGCGCUGGCCCUGCUGCUGCUGCUGCUGCCCGCCGGCUGCCCGGUGCGUGCGCAGAACGACACAGAGCCCAUCGUGCUGGAGGGCAAGUGCCUGGUGGUUUGCGACUCCAGCCCGUCGGCGGACGGGGCCAUCACCUCCUCCUUGGGGAUCUCGGUGCGCUCGGGCAGCGCCAAGGUGGCCUUCUCGGCUACCAGGAGCACCAACCACGAGCCAUCGGAGAUGAGCAACCGCACCAUGACCAUCUACUUCGACCAGGUAUUAGUUAAUAUUGGCAACCAUUUUGAUCUUGCUUCCAGUAUAUUUGUAGCACCAAGAAAAGGGAUUUAUAGUUUCAGUUUCCACGUGGUCAAGGUCUAUAACAGACAAACUAUCCAGGUAAGUUUAAUGCAAAACGGCUACCCAGUGAUUUCAGCUUUUGCAGGGGAUCAGGAUGUCACCAGAGAAGCAGCCAGCAAUGGAGUCUUGCUCCACAUGGAGAGAGAAGACAAAGUGCAUCUCAAACUGGAAAGGGGUAACCUCAUGGGAGGGUGGAAAUACUCAACCUUUUCUGGCUUCUUAGUCUUUCCACUAUAA